CCAUUUUUCUAAGAUUUGACGAAAUCAAAAAGUAUAGAUUGAUAAAAUUGUGUAAAAUAGAGUCUAUAAGAGAAGAAAUACUGCAUAAAUGAAUAGUAAGCGAUCCUAUUACUGUAUAGAUAAGUGUCAGAACAGUUUCGAUCGCUGCAAACAGUGCAUCGCGAGCGGGAAUGCGUUUUAUCAGACCGGUGUUACUGGUUGCGAUCGCGCUCGUCGAGAUAAUGAGCGAACAAACGGCGAGUCGCGCAUCAGUCUCAUCCUGUUGACGGACAGGACUGCUCACAGUACUCACAAUCUACGAUCGAUCUUCAAUUGUCCUGAACUCUGUGUCUAAUUAGUUGAUUAGAAAGAAUCGCGUGCCGUAAAUCCGGUGACACUAUCCUGUUGGUUUUUUUUUUCAUCAAGGCCGGAUAUAUAUUCUGUUUGUUCUGAUUGGCUAUGAGUUCUCUUCGAUGGAACAGUGUUAAAUGUUUACCUGUGCUCGUCUGCUAAAAUCCUGACCUGUUUAACGCUACUGCAAUUUAAAGAGACAAAUCGUGACGAUUCAGGUGGCAUAUGUUCCGUUGAGCGGGAGCCGGCGUACGAAAGCAAGAGUGAUGGGAAUCGACAGUAUGAGAGUCGGCGGAGGCAGAUGCCCGCCCCUCCUAGUCGGAGGACUCCUGCUGGCGUGUCUCAUGCUCGUCUGCAGCUGGUGGACUUUGUCUUCCGAGAAUCUCGAGCUCAUCAGGCAGAUCGACGAUCUGAAUGAACAGCUUAAAAUAAGUGCUGAAGAAAGAGAUCAGUGCGUAACAUUGCGUGGUAACUUGGAACAAAGGUUUAAGCACACGGAAGAUGAGUUGGCUUCUUUGCACGUCCGUUUGGAGCAGCAGAUGGAUUUUAAAAAGAAAAAUGAGGAACUUGAAGAUUCAGUUACUAUGUGUAAAAGUGAGCUAGACUCGCUAAACAAACUGGACGCCACAAAAACUGCAACAUUAGAAACAUUGAGAUUGGAAAAGGAUACAAUUAAUACUCAAUUAGAUGUAAAGCGAGAUGAGAAUAAGAAGCUUCAAGAAGAAAUAGAUAGGCUGAAAGGAGAAAUAGAUCAAUUCAAACUUGCUUGCAAUUCGCCACCUGAGAAGAAGGCAACUCCAAAUCUUGAGCUAUCAACGACAGUGGUCAUUAACAAGUCUCAAUUGCAUCCUGUACCGGAGUCUGCUGUAAGAGUAUCCGUAGCUGGUCAGCGAGGUUUGAAGUACUACGGAAUUCCAAUCCUACCAAGCAACCCACCUGGUGCUGUGCGCCAAACUCCUCGUUUCUCAGUGACUAUGUUGAAGAAAGUUGAAACGGAAUCGAAACAAGCCAUGAAUGACUCGACGAAUAAUUCCGCAGAGCAGGAUAAUCCAGUUGUCAACAUUUUGGAAGAUCCUGAUAAUCGUGCACGUGAUAACAAUGGAGAUGACGUACAAAACACAGAGGAAAUUACGCUACUUCCAGACAAUUAUGAAGAAGAUGAUAAAAUGCAAGUUGUCACAAAGAAAUCUGGAGGCAAAAUUAUAUUAGUAUCACGCAAUAUAACUUUGAAAUAAAC
This is a messenger RNA of Atta colombica, 1567 nucleotides long. RefSeq lists its product as uncharacterized. Bases 597 to 1565 code for a protein of 322 amino acids. The record is from RefSeq and is a predicted model, not a curated record. Lineage: Eukaryota; Metazoa; Arthropoda; Insecta; Hymenoptera; Formicidae. The transcript has 8 exons.